Molecule: messenger RNA, 642 nt
Organism: Lentinula edodes (shiitake mushroom)
Lineage: Eukaryota; Fungi; Basidiomycota; Agaricomycetes; Agaricales; Omphalotaceae
Product: Tim17/Tim22/Tim23/Pmp24 family-domain-containing protein
Exons: 3
Coding region: 1-642 (213 amino acids)
Cellular component (GO): peroxisomal membrane
Source: RefSeq, a predicted model, not a curated record
AUGGACCUAUCUACUAUCAAUGACUUCCUUUUGAAUCCUGUCUUCCACGAUUACCUCGCAAUUCUUAAAGGCGCUCGCAAUGGUUUUGUCUAUGGUGUAAAAGUUAGAUUCCCCCAUGCACUCGUGAUGUCGAUAUUAUUUGGGCGCGGAGAUGUAAAGACACGAUUAAAAGUUAUCUAUCGCGCCACGAAACAACACGCUUUUAAUCUUGCCAAAUUCGUAUCCCUUUACAAGACACUUUUGCUGCUCCAGAAGAAAGUGAAUGGUGGAAAAGAACGGAGUGCAGAUACGUUUAUUGCAGGCCUCAUUGGUGGAUUUCUCGUGUUUGGAGAACGAACGGCGGUCAAUGAACAGAUUGUUUUAUACGUGAUAGCUCGCGUAGUAGCUUCGUUCAUACCUCGAGCUGGAUCUCCAUAUUCGUCUUCUCCACAAUCGCCAAGGGCUACUGCACUUGUAAAACCUGUGCCUCCCAAUCCUCAGUAUUUUGCUGUACUAGCUGCAGUUUCAUGGGGUGCCGUUAUGUGGUUAUUCAAAGAGAGAGGCGAAACAAUACAGCCAGGAAUGUUCAACUCGAUGACAUAUUUAUAUCGGGAUUCCGAAGUUUGGAAAAACCUCAAGACUCUGCUAUGGCACAAUACUUAA